AUGAAAAAAUUAAAUGAACAUAAUUUGAUAUAUUCUGAUUAAUUGAACAAAAUAAUAUCAAAGCUUUUAAAUCGAUUUGAAAGAAAUAAAACUUGGUCAGAUUUAAAUAAUUGGUUAUCAAAAGCUAUAAUAGCAUUAAAAGAAAAUCCAUCUCCAUUUAUAAAUGAGAAGAUUUAGUUUUGUAAACGCUUAGCUUAAUGUUUAAAUCCUCAAUUACCAUAAUCAAUUCAUUAGGAAACCUUAAAAAUAUAUGAAUAGAUAUUUGAAAAUAUGAAAUAAAUUUCAGAAGGAGAUAUUUAGGAAUAUUAGAGAAUUUUUUGUUAAGACUUGGGUUUAUAUAGUGUUGGUUUAUUUCCUUUUUUUUAAUAUUCUUAGCUUUAAUUAAAAUAUUUAUUCAUCGAUAUUAUAGAAUAUUAUUAUGUUCCAGUCGGAAGAGAGUUAAUUCCAUGUAUUCCUGGUUUAAUUUUAUGUCUUUUACCAGGUUUUGAAGAAAAUAAUAAAGAAAUUAAAUUAAAAAUAAAGAAUUGUCUUCUUUUGUUAAUGAAGGCUUGUGGAAGAAAAUAUUUUUAUGGAGGAUUUUGGAUGGCUAUUAAAAGGGUUUAAAAAGAAACAUUUUCAAAAUAAGAAAUAGAGGAAUAGUAAGAAUAAUAAGAAUAGGAAAUAAAUAAUAAGCCAAGAGAUAGCGAUAAUUUAGAAGUUUAUAUUUUCUAAAGUAAAUUACACAAUAAAAAUUAUCAAUAAAACAUAAUCCAUAAUGAUUUAAUAAUAUAUGAAAGUGAAAUAAAAAAAAAAUAACAAAAAAUAAUAGAAAAUGAGGAAGAGGAAGUACAAAUCAAUUCUUUUCAAGAAAAUAUUUAUAGAAAUAAUAGAAAAGAAUUAUUAUAUAUAGAAAAAGGUAUAGAUGAUAAUACUCUUUAUAAUAAAUAUCCUAACAAAGGAUGUUUAGUAUUAAAUGUUAUUUUGUCAUGUUUGGAAGACAAAGAUGUUUUUGUUAAAAGAAACAUUUUAGAUUUAUUAAUUCAUUAUAUACCUUUAAAUAAUAAUAAUGUUUAAAUACUAUCGUUUGAGGAAAAAACUAUACUAUGUGAAGGAGUAUUGCGUUUAUUUGCAAAAAGAGAUAUUUCUUUAAUCCACAAAAUUUCCUUUUGGAUGUUUGGAAAGCCAGAUUUGGACGAAAAAUAUAAUUAUUAACCUGAAACUAUAUAAAUAAUAAAAAAUGCACUGAAUAAUAUCUUUUUAACAAACAAAAAUGAAAAAAUAAAGCCUCUGAAAAUGCUUUAAAAUUUGUUUUUAGAGCAUGAAGCUCUAAUAUAAUUUACACUUGGAGAAAUUAGUUUAAAUUUAAUAUAAUUUAUCUAAAAAGCCUAUGAGAAAAAUAAAGAAGAAGAAGAAAAAAAUAUAUAAAGGCUUAUUGAAAUUAUUGGAUAAAAUAUUUAUUUGUUUUUCAAUUGUUUAUGCGAUUUUUUAAAUAAUGAAAUUCUUUGGGAAUCGCCCUAAAAUAUGGAUGAAGACAGUUUUAAAGAAAAUAUUAUUAAAUUAUUAAUAUUUUCGUUUUAAAAGAUUUUACUAAAUUUAAAAGAUGAAAUACUUUUGUAAAAAUUAAUUAAUAUGAACCUUGAUUAAGUUACUUUUAGUCUUUAGACUGUACCUGAAUAACUUAUUCAUGAAAGAAAAUAAGUAGAGGUUGGUGUUAAAUUUAUUAAUCAUUUAUUAUUUGCUAAAAAAUAAUUUUCAGAUGAUUAAGUUAUUUAUCUGGAUAACUUUUAUAUAUUUUUUUAAAAAUAUACAAAAAAACCCGAAGAUAUAAAACCUUAAAAACACUAAUUAUUUAAAUUAAUUUGUGAAAAUGUCUAUUUAAUAUAAUCAUAAAUACCUAAAAAUAAUUCCUAAUAUUUAGCCUUGCUUUAGAAAUGUAUAACUUUGACACAUACAACAAUAUCUUUAAUUUCAAUAGAAUAUACAACAAAAAUUUUAUAGAAAGUCUAGAAUAAUCCUAAACAAAAUUUCUUAGAAAAACUUUGGGGAAUGUUAGACAACUAAAAUGCCUAAAAAAUUACACAACUAAUUGAAUAAUUAUCCCAAUACUUCCCUUCAGAGAUUGAAAAGACAAUUCAAAAUUCAUUCUAAGUGCUAACAAUAAGUGAAAAAGAACAUUCUAUUCACAGAUUUUCCCUUUUUUGGAAACUAUUAGGGUAAAAAACUCAAUUAAAUCUAACUUAAUCAAUAUUAUAAAUAAUUAAUAAUCUUGAAAAUGAAAAUCCAUUAUUAAGACAUGCUGCAAAAGGCUGGAUAUAAGAUAGCGAAGUUAAUUUAUACUUAAUAAUAGAUUAAUUGAUAUUAUAUUUAGUGGAAAUAAAUGAUAACUAUAUAUAUGAAGGGGAAAAAAAGAAUGCCUUUUAUUAUAUAAAAACUUUCGAUGUUCAAAAGGCAAAUUUUAUUUUCCGAAAGCUUCAUAUUUUAUGUAAAUCGGCAUGUGAUAUUUUUUUUAAAUACAUAAUAAGUACAUAUAUUUCUCCAUAAAUAUUACAAAUAGUUGGUAAAAAUUAAUUAAGAACUACAUAUUUGACUUUUUUAAAAAAUUUAUCACUAAAAUUUAUUACUGUGACUGCUUUGGAAAGCUUAUCCUCUAAAUUUUUUCAUGAAAAUCAAGCAGUGAAUGCAUCUUCAGCUGAACUACUGGAACUUCUACUAGUUUAUACAAAUGAAGAAGAUAUUUAAAUUGAAAAAUUAUUAGAAGAAAUCAUAUAAAUUUUUACUUUGAAUAUUCAAAAAGAAGAAUAUGUGAUGCAAUUAUAGACUCUGAAUCUUUUAAAAGUUAUUCUUUUUCGAAAAAAUGUCCCUAAUUAUGUCCUUUAAUAGAUUUUUGAAUAAUCUUCAUUUUUUUCUGCACUUUUUUAAGGACUUUAAUCCUCAUUAGUUAAUGUAAGAUCUUAAUAUAUUUGUUUUUUGAACACUUUAAUGCCUUUUUUAUGUUAAAAAAUAGAAAAUUAAAAUUUUUUAGGGGAUAUAGUGAUGAAAUGUAUAUUUUCUUAUUCGUAAAUUAUCGAUAAUUAUAAAUAAAAGUAUGAGGCUAUAUUUGCUUUGAAGAAUAUUUUGUAAACUUUUUUAAAAAUAUAAGAUUUAAAUGAUAAUUAAGUUAUUGAAAUGCCUUCGAGUAAUCUUAAUGGAGGCUUUUUUUCGUAUAUAUUUGGUCUAUAGGGAGAAAAAAAAAUCUAGUUUGAACAUUUUGAAAUUGUUUGUGAAAAUAUUUUCGGAUAAAUUUAAUUUAUUAUUGAUCUUUUAGUUAAAAAUUGGGUUACCCAAGCUUCGUUUCCUUUUAGCUUUAAUAAUUAAGGUGUUUAAGAGUAUUAAUAUGAUAAAUUUUUUGCUUUUAAUUAAAAAUUUAAAGAAAUCAAAGAAACAUUUUUAAAAUAAAAAAGAAAAAUUGCUGAUUUUUCAAUUAUUAAAGGCUUAAUGAUCGCUUACCCUUAAUAAAUAGUUAAUAUAUUUACUGUUUUAUGGGUAAAUAAUAUCUAAAAUGGAUAAUAUUUAUAAAAUAUAAUCGAAAUUAUAUUGCUUUUAUAAAUAAACCCUCGUAUUUAUUUAGAAUAUUUUAUAUAGGUCAAUUACUUUGGAUUAUUAAAACAAUUUUAUAAAUAAAAAAAGGUAAGAACAACUCCAGAAAUAGGAUAAAUAGAGAGUUAUUUGUUAUACUUUUUAUAUUCAUACCUUUUAUAUUCCUAUUUAGAUUCUAACUCUUUAAAAAAAGAUAAUUUACUUACUUUUUGGCAUACAAUAUUGAAAGUUUUGUUCUUUUUCGACUCUUCAACUCAUCCGAAUGUGAAUUUAUUUUAUAUUGAAAUAUUAUUUUUGUUAUCAAAUAAAUAUGUGCCUAAAGAAAUACUAUCAGAUAGUAGAAUAAAUAAAAGCUUACAUGAUUAAAUAAAUCAAAAACUCAUUUUUUUGUCUAACUAUGUGAUUAAUAAUUAAAAUUUAUAAUUAUAAAAUGAUUUGGAAGAACUUAUUUUUCCUUAUAGUCCUUCUUUGUAAUAAGAAAUAUUAAAAAUUUAGUCAAGUAUUAUAGUUUAAAAUGACGAAAACUAACAAGAUCAAUUAUAGAAUAAAUUAGAAAAGCAAAAUGAAACAUUUUUUAAAAAAUAAGAAAAAAAGCUUGCAAUUUUAUAUGUUUUAGACCAUUUAGCGCUUAACUUAUUAUAAAAUACAUACAAACCAGAAAGAUAAGAUAGAAUAAUAAUAAGAAUAAAGGAAUGUUUUGAACCUUUAAAUAUUCUUUUUAAUGAAAAAGCAUAAUUUUAAAGUAAAAUAGUGGAAUUCGCAUCUAAGUUUUUAUAUAAUCUAGUCAAUAACUAAUCUUUGGUAAAGGAGUUUAAGAAAAACAUAUUAGAAAUAUUUAAUUAAGAUAAUUUUUUUUCUUGUUCUAAACGUACACUGUAAUAUUGGGGGGAAAUAAUAAAUAUAAUAAUAAAUACUGAAAAAAAUGACCUAUUUAUGAAUUAUUUAAAUAAAGUAACUUUAAAUUCCUCUUUUUUUUCUAAAGAAGAAAAAGAAAAUAAAAAAAGAAUUAAAGCCUUUAAAAGAGUGUGCUUUCUUAUUUUUUACGGAAAAAAGGAUUAAUAUUUAGAAAAGUUAUCUAAUCUUCUUGAUAAAAUAUCUGAAGUUAUAAAAAAUUCUGAAAGUAUUCAUCCUUAGUUACUUAUUUUAAUACUAUUUGCUUUCAGAAUUAUUAUUAUUAGGCUUUCUACUUCUAAUAUGAAUUAACUUUUUAUAAAUAUAUGGCCUAUGUUAUUAGGUUUGUUAAUUUAAAUUUCUAAAAACUCUAAAAAUAUAAACCUUUUGCUGGCUGGAUUAAAAAUUAUUGAAAUUUUUUCUAUUGUUAAAGUAGAUUAAUUUUAUCUUCAUCAAUGGAUUUUCUUUUAUGAUUACUUCGGUAUUUAAUUAAAUGAUAAUAACUCUUUAGUAAAUGAUAAUAAGUCUACCUCGAAUAAUGAUAUUCUAUCUGUCCUUAAUAAUAGUUAAGAAUAAUAAGAUAUAAUUUCUUAAGAAAACUAAUAAGUUCCUUAACAAGAAAAUGUUAUUAUCACUAAUUCAAAAGUAGAAAAUUAAAUUUAACUUUACUAACUCUGCAAAAAACUGUCCUAAAGUAUAAUUGAUUUUAAUGAAAUUAGAAGUGAAACAUUACUUGAUGAAGUUGAAUCUAUGAUUGAAGAUGAUUUUAUUAAUCUUGAUGAGCAAAUUUUAAAAAUAUGA
Messenger RNA from Ichthyophthirius multifiliis, 5247 nucleotides. Its product is annotated as n-terminal domain protein. Lineage: Eukaryota; Ciliophora; Oligohymenophorea; Hymenostomatida. Gene Ontology annotation, cellular component: trans-Golgi network; endosome. Gene Ontology annotation, biological process: Golgi to endosome transport. The record is from RefSeq and is a predicted model, not a curated record. The transcript is spliced from 3 exons.